AUGUUUGGGCCGUUUAGACUCAGUGCAGUCUUGCAGGCCGGCAAGACCAAAACCAAGCUGAUAACGGCUGUGAAAAAGGGCGUAGUUUUGCCCGACACAGAGAAAUUAGAGGCCAGGUGGAAGAAGAAAAUGAGGUCCAAAUACUCGCAGCCGUUACAAGGUCAUUCUGCCAAAGUGAUGGUGUCAAAUAUGCUCAAGAUCCCACUGGAACAAGUCCCAGAAGUGAACUCGAUGACCGCAUUCAGUCCAGCACAGCUGAAAAGACUAUUUAAGACGAAAGUUCAAAGACUCAAGUACAAUAUAUUGGGCACAAACGCUGUCCAGCUCGAAGACUCAAAGGUGGUAAACGAGAAAACCGAAAAGUUUCUUGACCGAGAAGACUUGCCGCGUGCUAUGGAGAUGGCGCAUCUGGCAGGCAAAAAUGGUGUUUUUGCGUAUGGCACGAUCAUGAAGUUCCUGGCCAAAGAGGGCCGUCUGAACAUGAUCUGGGAGCUCUUGAACCAGCAUGUGAAAAAAAGAGGUCUACGUCCUGACGGACGUAUGCUGACAAUCUUUUUUGACGCUUUUGCCAAGGCCAAGUAUCCAAACUCGAACAUGCCCAAGAUAACCGAAAACCAGGCCGUUCUGGUGUACGAAUUUCUGCUGCUCGAGCUCUGCAAAAAGGAGCCUGUAGCUAAUAUUUUUCACGUCAACACAGCCAUGAAAGCACUCCGACUCGCUGGAAAACACAAGCUCGCAAUUAGGGUAUUCAACAGACUCAAGGACUACAACGUAAAGGCGGAUGCCUUUACGUACACGGAGUACUUUUUGAGUCUGCGCCACAGCGAUAACUACACGGAAGCGGUGGGGGAGGCAGAAAAACAAUUUCGCGCUGCUCAAAGACGGAAGGUGAAGCUGGACGUUCAGCUUGUGCAGGCGUACUCGUCGAUUUUUGUGUUUUCGGACGAUCUCCGUUUACAGGAGCGUGGUCUACUGAUUCUGCGACGCUGGUUCGAUGUUUGUCCUGAGUCAGAGAUUGACAUCAGCGUUGAUUAUGACGCCAUCGACACGAAUAUCACCGUUGGUAGCGGCAACGAUACUCCGCGCAGACUGGCGGACGACGUGGAUGCGACAACGAUCCUGCUGCCGGAAUCUGAGAUCAACCAGUGCGGGACGCGGUUCGAAGCCACCGAGCAAAUUAAAAACCGCCAUGCCACGCUGUGCCAAUAUUUCAAUGUACAUAGAAAAUAA
This is a messenger RNA of Ogataea parapolymorpha DL-1, 1230 nucleotides long. RefSeq lists its product as uncharacterized. The record is from RefSeq and is a predicted model, not a curated record. NCBI's taxonomy places the organism in Eukaryota, Fungi, Ascomycota, Pichiomycetes, Pichiales, Pichiaceae. Gene Ontology annotation, molecular function: protein binding. The transcript has a single exon. The coding region runs from base 1 to 1230 and encodes 409 amino acids.